This is a messenger RNA of Magallana angulata, 1534 nucleotides long. RefSeq names its product protein PFC0760c-like. The coding region runs from base 1 to 1254 and encodes 417 amino acids. The transcript is spliced from 2 exons. Lineage: Eukaryota; Metazoa; Mollusca; Bivalvia; Ostreida; Ostreidae. The record is from RefSeq and is a predicted model, not a curated record.
AUGAAACAGGCAAAAAAUACUGAGGAAGAACAUAGAUAUGAGAGACGAAGAAGUUUACAGUCAAUGGAGGAGGUAGAAAAUGAACAACCACGUGGUCAAGCUGAAGAAAACAACUACACCUAUCUGAAGCUAUCUGCUCUGUUACCUAUCUAUGAUAAUCCUGACGAGCGCAUGCCAUGUCCAAACUCUAACACGGCACCAGCUGAUGCCGCCAAGUCCUUGGCUAUAUGGGAUUUAUCAAUUGAUGAAGAAGAUGACAGUUCUGACGAGGAAGAGAGUGAAGAUGAAGGAUAUGGACAACUGUUUAAGCACGAAAUGUAUAAUGUUUUGUCACUUCGCAAGACAUAUCCUGACAAAUCUAUCCAUGUAAGACCAGUUUCAGAUGAUACAAUGGUAAGUACCUCUUCCAAAGAAACUCAAUACGGAUACCAAUCUAUCCAGCUAGCGACAUCAAAAGUCCCCGAAGACAAAGUAGAAACAUCCAAAUAUUUGUCAAGAAGUUUGUCUGAGAAGGUAACUAUACAACAGAGCCUGAUAAGUGAAACAAUUGAAGAGUACAUUCAGACUUCAAAAGUCACACGAAAUCUUAACGUACUUGAAGAUGAAGAUGAGCUACAGGGCACAGUGAUAACAAACUAUAAAAGUCAAACAGUCAGCACUGGAAACGCCCAACCUUCGCAAAAGAAUACUCGGCCGUACAGUUUGGCCAAAACAAGCUUGUCCUCUGACUUAACGCAAGAUAAAAUUCCAAUAGCUGAGAGCAUUGAUGAAGAUGAUAAUGAAAAUGAAUAUGAUGAUGUAGAUAACAAGGAUGAUGAUGUAAAUAAAAAUGGUGAUGAAAAUGAAUAUGAUGAUGUCAAUAAAAAAGAUGAUAUGAACGAAGAUGGAGAUGCAGAUAAAGAUGGUGUAAAUAAUGAUAAUGACGGAUAUGAAGAUGAUGUAUGUAAAAAAUCUCGUCCAAUUAUCCAAAGCAACACGGGAAAUGAGAUCUCAAAAGGAAAUGAUAUAAUACAAAAGUCUUGCAGAGGAGCUGAGUGUGAAAAUCAACCAGAGAAGACAACAAAGAAUGAAACAUUUCUGGCAGUGUUUCUUACCGAUUCUCCGGAAGAUAAUUCUCCGAACCAAGAAUAUACGCAAGUUAUAAAGAAACGAAUGCUGUCAUCAACAGAAAAUAAAAUAUCCGAAAAGAAUCCAGUUGACCCUAUUUUACCUAAGAAGACCGGUUUUUCAUCCGAUGAGAAAGUUUUAAUCUGAGCUGUUAGGUUCUUGUAGGAACUGAUGAAGGAAAUCUGAAGAGCAGUGCGGACAAAGACAAGUCAGAAAAUGAUAUUUCAGACAUAACAUACCGUUUGAUUAAUAUUACCAACAUUUAAUCUUUUUGUGUUGAAAGCGGCCCUCAUGUGGUGUAAAACAUCUUAAAGUAUGUUCUGCAAUAAAUCAUUGAAGUCAUUGAAGAAGAACUUAAACUAAACAUGGCAUACGUAUAUUUGUUGAAUUAUUAUAUAAUAUCACGUAAAACAUUUUCUAUUUAAAA